AUGGCCGUCUCGAUGCGUAGGGGUGUUGUCUCGAUUGGACGCGAGCCCGCUCGCGUCGCCAGGCCUGCGACGGGCGCCCAGAUCCAGCGGGUGCAGCAAUUCAGGGGCGCCGCUGCUCAGCCAUUCGCGGGUAGCUCGCGUCCGAAGCAGCUCCUGGGCCUCCAGCAGCAGCGGACGGUAGCCUGCCGCGGCCUGUUCGGCCUCGGCGUGCCCGAGCUUGUCGUCAUUGCGGGCGUGGCAGCUCUCGUCUUCGGUCCCAGCAAGCUUCCUGAGCUGGGCAAGGGUCUAGGGAAGACCGUCAAGAGCUUCCAGACGGCAGCCAAGGAGUUUGAGACCGAGCUGAAGCAGGCGGCGGGGAACGACCAAGCAGCAGAAGCCGAGAAGAAGCCCGCCGACGCCCCCAAGGCUGAGGACAAGGCGGGCAGCAAGUGA
Monoraphidium neglectum is the source of this 432-nucleotide messenger RNA. RefSeq lists its product as hypothetical. The record is from RefSeq and is a predicted model, not a curated record. The coding region runs from base 1 to 432 and encodes 143 amino acids. Gene Ontology annotation, biological process: protein transport by the Tat complex. Lineage: Eukaryota; Viridiplantae; Chlorophyta; Chlorophyceae; Sphaeropleales; Selenastraceae. The transcript has a single exon. Gene Ontology annotation, cellular component: membrane.